Aspergillus caelatus is the source of this 1010-nucleotide messenger RNA. RefSeq names its product translin. Gene Ontology annotation, biological process: RNA metabolic process. Gene Ontology annotation, cellular component: cytoplasm; nucleus. Lineage: Eukaryota; Fungi; Ascomycota; Eurotiomycetes; Eurotiales; Aspergillaceae. Gene Ontology annotation, molecular function: single-stranded DNA binding; sequence-specific DNA binding; RNA binding. Bases 195 to 902 code for a protein of 235 amino acids. The record is from RefSeq and is a predicted model, not a curated record. The transcript is spliced from 9 exons.
UGGAGACUGGACAAUGGCUAUUGGAUAAAAUCAUCCAACUACGGCCAACAACGCGGACAACCUCAGGCCCCACAAUCUCUUCACUUUAUUUUUACCUGACGUAAGGUCGAACCAUUUAUCGCCAUCAAUCCCACCUACACCAAAAAAACAUAAAACAACAAAUCCACCCAACAAAAACACGAAUCAAAAACAAAAUGAUCGACCGCACCAUCUUUGAAAGUCUCCAGUCCAAGAUCGACGAAGAGGCUGCCGUCCGCGAUGAACUCCAUGAGAUAGUACAGACGCUUGCUAGAAAUGGACGCUCCACAACGGCUAUUCUCUCUCGAGCUCAUUCCACCCCCUCAGAUCAGUUGAAACCUGUCCUCGAUGAGGCGACAAAGGAAAUUCUCGCCCAGAAAGAGCAAGUCACUCGGCUUAAGGCCUUGGCUGACAAGCACCCGUUCUAUAAAUAUAACGGCGUGUGGACUCGUGAACUGCAGAAUCUGGUAUCGUCUAUUGAGCUCUGUGCCUACUUGGGCGGGCUUGAGGAGUACAAGAGUAACAGUGCCGCGUCGUUCUUGACUAUUGAGGAAGUUGGGAAGUUUCUUGAUAUCCCCGUCAACCUUAAGGAACAAGAUGCGUUCCAUCUCACGAUCGAAGAGUAUCUGCUCGCUCUGAUUUCUAUGGUUGAGGAACUGUCUCGUCUUGCUGUCAACUCGGUCACUCUUGGUGAUUACGCACGGCCGGUGCAGAUUGGCAGUUUCAUAAAGGAUCUGUUUGCCGGGUUCCAGCUCUUGAACUUGAAGAACGAUAUCCUGCGCAAGAGGAGUGAUGGGAUUAAAUACAGUGUCAAGAAGGUAGAGGAUGUUGUGUACGACCUUUCUUUGCGGAACCUGAUCCCGAAGGGCAGUGAUAACGCUUAGUUUGUGAACGAACAAAAUCAUACGUGGAUUAAUGCAUAAUGGCGAUUAAUUUAUAAUCUCAUGACAUUAGCCUCAUGAUAGUGGGCUGGAAGUGCCCCGAAGGAAAAA